This is a messenger RNA of Nannospalax galili (Upper Galilee mountains blind mole rat), 6967 nucleotides long. RefSeq names its product centrosomal protein 170 (gene Cep170). Gene Ontology annotation, cellular component: centriole. The transcript has 20 exons. Gene Ontology annotation, molecular function: protein binding. The record is from RefSeq and is a predicted model, not a curated record. The coding region runs from base 290 to 5047 and encodes 1585 amino acids. Lineage: Eukaryota; Metazoa; Chordata; Mammalia; Rodentia; Spalacidae.
GGAGGAGGAAAAGGGCCUGGCUCCUCGCCCUUUGCGAGGCGCCUGCGCACUGAGCGUCCGCUCGCUGCCGUUCCCGCUAUGUGUGGGGCGUGUGUAGAAUAACGUUAUUACCCAGCGGAACCGAGGGGCCCAGGAGCUCGACCGCGAAGUCAACGACGAUAGACGACGACUGGGUUGGGAGAGGCCAGCGUGCCAGAGACGCCUGCGCCGCGCCCCGCCUCCGGGUCCGGUCCCUCUCCACCGCGAGGGGAUAAUGUAGCUUUGCCAAAGAUUCAGAAGCUAAGCAGAAAUGAGCUUAACAUCCUGGUUUUUGGUGAGCAGUGGAGGCACUCGCCACAGGCUGCCACGAGAAAUGAUUUUUGUUGGAAGAGAUGACUGUGAGCUAAUGCUGCAGUCUCGUAGUGUGGAUAAGCAGCAUGCUGUAAUCAAUUAUGAUACAUCUGUGGAUGAACAUUUGGUGAAAGAUUUAGGCAGCCUUAAUGGGACUUUUGUGAAUGAUGUAAGGAUUCCAGAGCAGACUUACAUCACUUUGAAACUUGAAGAUAAGCUGAGAUUUGGAUAUGAUACAAAUCUCUUCACUGUAGUACGAGGAGAAAUGAGAGUCCCUGAAGAAGCUCUUAAGCAUGAGAAGUUUACCAUUCAGCUUCAGUUGUCCCAAAAGUCUUCAGAAUCAGAAUUACCAAAAUCGGCAAGUGCCAAAAGCAUAGAUUCCAAGGAAGUAGAUGCCGCUGCAGAAGUGCAGCACAGACCUACAGAAGCCCUGAAAUCUGAGGAGAAAGCCAUGGAUGUUUCUGCUAUGCCCCGUGGUACUCCAUUGUAUGGGCAGCCAUCAUGGUGGGGGGAUGAUGAGGUAGAUGAACAAAGAGCUUUCAAGUCCAAUGGUAAACCUGAAGAAAAAAAUCAUGAAGCUGGAACAUCAGGGUACAGCGUAGAUGCCAAGCAAGUUGAGGAACAGUCUGCAGCAGCAAAUGAAGAAGUACUUUUUCCUUUCUGUAGGGAACCAAGUUAUUUUGAAAUCCCUACAAAAGAAUUUCAACAGCCAUCACAAAUAGCAGAGAGCACUAUUCAUGAAAUCCCAACCAAGGACACACCAAGUUCCCAUACAGCAGGUGCAGGGCAUGCUUCAUUUACCAUUGAAUUUGAUGACAGUACCCCAGGAAAAGUAACUAUUAGAGACCAUGUGACAAAAUUUACUUCUGAUCAGCGCCACAAGUCAAAGAAGUCCUCUCCUGGAACUCAAGACUUGCCUGGAAUUCAGACAGGAAUGAUGGCACCGGAAAACAAAGUAGCUGACUGGCUAGCUCAAAACAAUCCCCCUCAGAUGGUAUGGGAACGGACAGAAGAGGACUCCAAAAGUAUUAAAAGUGAUGUUCCAGUGUAUUUGAAAAGGUUGAAAGGAAAUAAACACGAUGAUGGUACACAGAGCGAUUCAGAGAAUGCUGGGGCGCACAGGCGCUGUAGCAAGCGUGCAACUCUUGAGGAACAUUUACGACGCCAUCACUCAGAACAGAAAAAGAAGGUCCAGUCUACUGAAAAGCAUCAAGACCAAGCUGUUACUAGCUCUGCGCAUCACAGAGGGGGGCAUGGUGUUCCACAUGGGAAAUUGUUAAAACAGAAAUCAGAGGAGCCAUCGGUGCCAAUACCCUUCCUACAAACUGCAUUAUUAAGAAGUUCAGGGAGUCUUGGGCACAGACCAAGCCAGGAGAUGGAUAAAAUGUUAAAAAAUCAAGCUACUUCUGCUCCUUCAGAAAAGGAUAAUGAUGAUGACCAAAGUGACAAGGGUACUUAUACCAUUGAGUUAGAGAAUCCCAACAGUGAGGAGGUGGAAGCAAGAAAAAUGAUUGACAAGGUGUUUGGCAUAGAUGACAAUCAGGAUUAUAAUAGGCCUGUUAUUAAAGAAAAGCAUAAAGACCUGAUAAAAGAUUGGGCUCUCAGUUCUGCUGCAGUAGUAAUGGAAGAAAGAAAGCCAUUGAGCACACCUGGCUUUCAUAACGCAGAGGAAGGGACAUCAUCUGGAAGCAAACGUUGGGUUUCACAAUGGGCUAGUCUGGCUGCUAAUCAUACAAGGCAUGAUCAAGAAGAAAGGCUAAUGGAAUUGUCUGCAACUAUAGAAAAUGAGGCAGAUAUUGGUGAAGCUGGCAUUUCACUGAGAAUUACUGGCUCGGCAACAUCCUUGGUUAGUCAAGGAGAAAGAAGGAGACGAACUCUCCCCCAGCUUCCAAAUGAAGAAAAGGCCGUUGAGAACUCCAGAGCAAAGGUGGCAACGCAGAGGUCAGAGAUAGGGGAAAAGCAAGACACAGAACUGCAGGAAAAAGAAACACCCACCCCCGUGUACCCAAGAGAGAAACAAGAGGUGGACAGAGGCCCAGGUAAAGUGAGCAGGGUGGUGAAUGGUGAGAUUGCCACAAGUGGAGAUGGUAAAGCCCUCCUUCACGCAGGCAGCUCUUCUGGCAAGGAGAAGAAUGAAAAUGAUAAAGAAACAUCUUUGGUGAAACAGACAUUAGCUAAAAUCCAACAGCAACAAGAACAAAAGGAGCAGGCCCAGUGGACACCUACAAAAUUGUCUUCAAAAAUUUCUACAGGCCACAUCGAUAAGUGUAGGGAGGAGUCUUCUAAGCAAGAGUCCCAGCUUGUAGAAAAAAUGUCAGGACCUUCAACAAGCAAAGGAGAGCGAGUAAUACAAAGUGAGAGCAAGAGAAGAAAAGCUGAGGAGAUUCUGAAAAGUCAGACUUCAAAAGGAGACAAGAGAGAAUCUUCCAAGUCAUUAGUACGACAAGGGAGCUUCACUAUAGAAAAACCCAGUUCUAACAUACCCAUAGAACUCAUCCCCCACAUAAAUAAGCAGAAUUCAUCAACACCUACUUCCUUAGCAUUAGCAUCUGCAAGUAGACUACGAGAAAGAAGUGACUCUUUGGAUACUGAUUCAAGCAUGGACACAACCUUGAUUCUAAAAGACACGGAAGCAGUAAUGGCUUUUCUAGAAGCUAAACUGCGUGAAGAUAAUAAUAGAACUGAUGAAGGCCCAGAUACUCCCAGUUAUAAUAGAGAUAAUUCUAUCUCACCAGAAUCUGAUGUGGAUACAGCUAGUACAAUUAGUCUGGUUACUGGAGAGACUGAAAGAAAGUCUACACAAAAGCGAAAGAGUUUCACUAGUCUUUAUAAAGAUCGGUGUUCCACCAGUUCUCCCUCCAAAGAUGUUACAAAAUCAGGUGCUAGGGAGAAAAUUGAAAAGAAAACAAAAAGUCGUUCCACAGAUGUAGGUGCAAGAGCAGAUGGUCGAAAAUUUGUCCAGUCCAGUGGAAGAAUCAGACAGCCUUCGGUAGAUUUAACAGAUGAUGACCAGACCUCUAGUGUACCUCAUUCUGCCAUCUCUGAUAUUAUGUCGUCUGACCAGGAAACAUACUCUUGCAAAUCUCAUGGAAGGACUCCACUUACCUCAACUGAUGAGCAUAUACAUUCCAAACUGGAAGGAGGCAAAGGAACAAAAUCAAAGACUUCUCCUGUUGCCUCUGGUUCAUCCAGUAAAUCAACCACUCUCCCCAGGCCACGUCCCACCAGGACUUCCCUGCUGCGUAGAGCUAGACUAGGUGAAGCUUCUGACAGUGAACUUGCUGAUGCUGAUAAAGCAUCUGUUGCUUCGGAAGUGUCCACCACAAGUUCCACAUCAAAGCCACCCACAGGAAGGCGGAACAUCUCUAGGAUUGAUUUAUUGGCUCAGCCUCGAAGAACAAGACUUGGUUCAUUAUCCGCCCGUAGUGACUCUGAAGCAACAAUAUCUAGAAGUAGUGCCUCUUCCCGCACCGCAGAAGCCAUCAUUAGAAGUGGAGCCAGGCUAAUGCCAUCAGAUAAAUUUUCUCCUAGAACUAGAGCUAACAGUAUCUCUCGACUAUCAGACUCCAAGGUCAAAAGUAUGACCUCGACUCAUGGUUCUCCUUCAGUAAAUUCAAGAUGGAGGCGCUUUCCUACUGAUUAUGCUUCCACCUCAGAAGAUGAAUUUGGAUCAAACCGUAAUUCCCCUAAACAUACCCGUCUACGUACUUCUCCAGCCCUGAAAACCACUCGCAUGCAGAGCACUGGAUCAGCAAUGCCUGCUAGUUCUUCCUUCAAGCACCGGAUUAAAGAACAGGAAGACUAUAUCCGAGAUUGGACCGCCCAUCGAGAGGAGAUAGCCAGGAUCAGCCAAGAUCUUGCUCUCAUUGCUCGGGAGAUCAACGAUGUAGCAGGAGAAAUAGAUUCAGUGACUUCCUCAGGCACUGCCCCCAGUACCACAGUAAGCACUGCUGCCACCACCCCUGGCUCUGCCAUAGACACUAGAGAAGAGGUAGGAGAUCUUCAUGGAGAAAUGCAUAAGUUGGUUGAUCGUGUUUUUGAUGAAAGUCUCAACUUCCGAAAGAUCCCUCCAUUAGUUCAUUCUAAAACACCAGAAGGAAACAAUGGUCGGUCUAGUGAUUCAAGACCUCAGCCAACAGAGCCUCCUGAUCACUUAACAAUUACACGACGGAGAACCUGGAGUAGGGACGAGGUCAUGGGAGAUAAUCUCCUUCUGUCAUCUGUCUUUCAGUUCUCUAGAAAGAUAAGACAAUCUAUUGAUAAAACAGCUGGAAAAAUCAGGAUAUUAUUUAAAGACAAAGAUCGAAACUGGGAUGACAUAGAGAGCAAGCUGAGGACUGAGAGUGAGGUCCCCAUUGUGAAGACCUCGAGCAUGGAGAUUUCUUCUAUUUUACAGGAGCUAAAAAGAGUUGAAAAACAAUUGCAAGCGAUCAAUGCCAUGAUUGACCCAGAUGGAACUUUGGAGGCCCUGAACAACAUGGGAUUUCCCAAUGCUAUCCUGCCAUCACCACCAAAACAGAAAACCAGUCCUGUUAAUAACCACAGCAGCCCGGGUCAGACACCAGCUCUCUGCCAGCCAGAAGCUAGGGCUCUGCACCCUACGGCGGCAAAUGCCUCAGCUGAGUUAGAGAAUGCUGAAACCGAGGCUGAUUUCAGUAUACAUUUCAAUAGGUUCAACCCUGAUGGGGAAGAGGAAGAUGUUACAGUACAGGAAUGACAUCCUCUGGGUUGUUCCAAAAGUAAUUACCCAUGGAAUGACUAGGAAUUGGAAGCAUAAUGUUGACAUACAAAACAAAAGAGCUUGGUCAGCAACAAUCUUGUUAUCUUUGUCUUCUUAAUUUUAUUUAUUUAUUUUACCUCUAAUAUAGUGUCCUACCAAUCUUUUCAAACCACUUAGAUAACUUGAAGCACACUUAGCAGAAAGAGGUUACGGCAGCUCUGCCUUUUGUGGUUGUAGGAUUUUCAGAUUGAACUGUAUCGUUGCAUCCUUUCCCUUCAUAGAUCUCUGUUUUCUUUAAGCCAUGCUGUGACCUACGAGCAACUAAAAUACCCAACAUUUCUGAGCCCUGUGUCUCCUGUGCGAAGCUGUUCCCUGAAAUGGACUUCAUCUUCAGCUGUACAGGUGUUAGACCAUCCAAUGUGCUUCUUAAUACUAGGGUUUAUAUUACUAUUCAUUACCACUGGACACAGUGACACACUGCUCUCUGUAGUAAAGCAAACCUUUCACAACCAUCAUCCUGUGUCCUAAAAUUUUCCAACAUAGAUGUGAUUUAUAUAACUUUGUUGCUAAGUAACUUGUCUUGGGGUUUAUGGAAAUUAACUAUUAUGUUUGCACUAAGAUUUUUCCGGGAGUGAUAAAUGGACAUAUCUAUAUAUCAAUAAGGACUAACUGUCUUUUUGUACAUAGGAAAUUGAUAAUACUGUAUUUGUUUUAACCCCACAGUGUUUUACUCCACUUUCAAAAAGAACGAUUUGGCACUUUUUUUCUUCUUUUUUUAAUGGAAAUAAAACUUUGUCGCUCCUUUUAGAUUAAAUGACAGCUAGAAAGAUUAGACUAGACAGAUAGUUUAGGUGGAGUAUAUUUUUUAAACUAAGAACAUGUAUAUUUGUCCUGUGUUACCAAGUUUUAUGUGACAGUUGGAAAAAAAUUCCCCUGAAAGGAUCAUGAUGUUAAAAAUUUUCUUCACUAGGAGACUUGGAGAACCAAUAGUCAUAAGAUUAGUUGAUAGUUCCACUCCCAAACAUGGAAUUGCUUCUGUGUGUUUCCCUGUAGGACCCAAUAGUAAGUCCUGUGUCAGUCUUACACAUUUAUAAGGACCCUGCAAGACAACAGCGACUAAGGCUCUGGGCUCAUAGCUACUGCAGAGAAAGCCUGUGGAACAUACCUUCUUUAAUUUUGUUCUGUUUUCAUUUUUAUUUCCAGUAAGUUCACAUUUGGAUAAGUUUUAAAAGGAAAAAAUUACUUUUGUGUUUCCAGAACACUAUAAUUUGGGUGACUCUUAAUUCUGUUAAAUAUUAGUAGGCCUAGAUUUCCCCUAAGGCCCCAGCAGUCUCUAAGAGUAAACUGCAACUUUUAUGAAAUGGUCUUUCAUACUGUAGCAAUAACCUGUGUCACAUUUGUUUUAAGGAAAAAAGUAACUGUACACUUCAACAUUUUUCAGGAUUUAAGAAAUCCUAUUCUGUUGGGUCAGUUAAUAAAAAUGCAAGAUCUUUUUGUAGAGAUGUAAAAACAAAAAGUCUAUUGUAUAAUGGAUCUGAUUUUUAAGUUAUAAAAAGGAAAAGGAACUGUUCUUGUAAAGCUUAAUUCACAGUUCUCAUAAAAGGAACACAUUUUAAAAGAUUUUUAAAGAAUGUGAAAGGAAAGCCAAAUGCCAUGAAGGAACAAACAAAACAUUAAAACAGAGAGUCCAUUUGAAGAAAAAGUUGAAAUAAUUGCCAUUGCUCCCUCCUUAGCUGAAGUUUGGUACUGAUUCUGUCCACAUGGAAUUAGAUGGUAAGGAGUUUAGGAGAGUGUUACAAUCUCUAUUUACAUUAUGUUUUGUUUACACAGUUUUGUUCAAUUAUAAACAUUUGGCCUUUUACUAUGUUAUUUUUAUUUUGUAUGAAUACAUUAUUCUCCUUAUUUAUUUUUAUUACA